Messenger RNA from Coffea arabica (coffee), 1410 nucleotides. Its product is annotated as zinc finger BED domain-containing protein RICESLEEPER 2-like. NCBI's taxonomy places the organism in Eukaryota, Viridiplantae, Streptophyta, Magnoliopsida, Gentianales, Rubiaceae. Gene Ontology annotation, molecular function: DNA binding. The record is from RefSeq and is a predicted model, not a curated record.
AUGAAUCCAGGAAACAUGAUGACUAAUCCAAUUACACAAAGUAAUCCUUUAGGUAAUAUACAAGAAGGACAAGAAGCUGUGAUUAUUGACGAUAACAAUGAAGAAGGAGAAAAUGAUAAAUUAGAUGAAGAUGAUGAAUUCUAUAUUCCAAAACGGAAUAAAACUUCUGAAGCUUGGGAGGACUUCAACGAAUUUGAAGAAAAUGGCAAUUACUAUGCCAUUUGCCGUUACUGCAAUAAAAAGCUAUCGAGGCCGGCUGAUGAUGCAUUUCCUUCUAUACCACCGUUGCAUACCGAAAAAUUUGACAUGGAGAAAAUGAGAGAAGCCGCUGCACAUUGGAUUGUGAUGCACGAACAUCCCUUCACCAUUCUUGAAGAAGAAGGUUUGAAUAUUUUCCUAAAGCGUGGCAUGCCCGAGUGGCAAAAGAUCAUUAGAGGAGUAGCAAAAAAUGAUUGUGUGGCAGUCUAUGAACUUGAGAAAAAGAAGCUGAAGAAAAAGUUGAGAAAUGUGAAAAAGUGUGUGAAAGAUUGGGGUAUUGAGCAAAAAAUACACACAAUUUCAGUUGAUAAUGCUUCAGUCAAUGAUGUGGCUAUUAGAGUUUUGCGGGAUGAUUUUAGUAGAUCGAAGAAACUAUUAGGUGGCGACAAGUUGUUUCAUGUUCGAUGUUGUGCGCAUAUCUUGAACCUUAUUGUUCAAGUCGGCUUUUCUGAGAUUGCGGACAUUGUAAACAAAAUUAGGGACAGCGUCGAUUUUGUCAAUCGCUCAGAGACCAGAUUAUUGUUGUUCGCUGAGAUUGCACAACAACUUCAAAUACCCGGGAAGAAGUUGCUUUAUGAUUGUCGAACAAGAUGGAAUGCCACUUUCGAAAUGCUAAGCUGUGCUAUGAAGUUCAAAGAUGUUUUUCCUCGUUUUCAAGAUAGAGAUCCACUCUAUGAUUCCUGUCCAGCUUAUGAGGAUUGGGAAAAAGCAGAAAAAGUGUGCUCUGUGUUAGAGAAAUUUUGGGCUGCCACGCAUGUGAUAUCCGGGAGUAAAUAUCCUACGAGCAAUUUAUUCCUUCAAGAGGUUGUGAAAAUUAAGAAAGUCUUAGAUUCUCGAGAAAAUGAUGAAAAUGACUUCAUCCGAGCUAUGAUUAGAAAGAUGAAGGCCAAGUUCGACAAAUAUUGGGGCGAAUGCAAUUUGUUAAUGGCUAUUGCUGCCAUUUUAGAUCCAAGGCAGAAAAUGAGAGUUGUUGAGUUUGCCUUCCCUAAAAUGUUUCCAUCUUUUGAGGCACAAGAACAUAUUUUCAGCGUGAAGAAAGAUUUAUUUGAGCUUUAUGAUGAGUGUGCAGAUUUGAAUGCAACUGGAAAUGAAAAUGCAGUCCACUCAUGUGCUUCAGAAGGGCCACAAAAAAAAUGCAACAUCUUCUUCUAG